AGAGGAGAGGAGAGGAGAGGAGAGGAGAGGAGAGGAGAGGAGAGGAGAGGCCCUCACUCUGCUUGCUUUACUCCAACCAAGGAGAACCAGGAGAUCCACGGAAAACCCUGGUAAAACCAGCUAGGUCAGACAGCCAUGGAGGCCCAGGUGAGGGAUCUAUCCCUCCUGUCUCCCCCCACCCUGACCCCGGCCGUACCCCACUACGUGAAGUUAGGUCUCACUGUGGUCUACACUGUUUUCUACUCCCUGCUAUUCCUCUUCAUCUACCUACAGCUGUGGAUGGUGCUGCGCUACAAACACAAGAGGUUGAGCUACCAGACGGUGUUUCUCUUCCUGUGUCUGCUGUGGGCUGCGCUGAGGGCCGUUCUCUUCUCCUUCUACUUCAGGAACUUUGUGACGGCCAACACCCUGGCACCCUUCCCCUUCUGGCUGCUCUACUGCAGUCCCGUCUGCCUUCAGUUCUUCACCCUCAGCCUCAUGAACCUCUACUUCGUACAGGUUGUGUUCAAGGCUAAAUCUAAAUAUGCACCAGAGCUUCUGAAGUACAGGUUACCCUUGUGCCUCCUCUUCCUGUCCAUCAGUAUGGUCUUCCUGGUAGUAAACGUGACCUGUGCCCUGCUAGUGAGGAUGAGCACCGCUGAGGCACAGACCGUUGUACUGGUCCGAGUAGCCAUCAACGAUACACUGUUUGUCCUGUGUGCCAUCUCCCUCUCCCUCUGCCUCUACAAGAUCGCCAAGAUGUCCCUGGCUAAUAUCUACCUGGAGUCCAAGGGAACCUCGGUGUGCCAGGUGACAGCCAUAGGAGCCACAGUCACCCUACUCUACACAUCCAGAGCCUGUUACAACCUGCUGGUUCUGGCCCUCACCAACAUCAAGAGCAUCAACUCUUUCGACUACGACUGGUACAAUGUAUCUGACCAGGCAGACCUGCAGUCGACCCUGGGGGACGCUGGGUACAUUGUGUUUGGGGUGAUUCUGUUUGUCUGGGAGCUGCUGCCCACGUCUCUGGUCGUAUACUUCUUCAGGGUCCGACGGCCGAACCAGGACAAGACGGGGACGGGGCUCCCGGGACACGUCUUCUCGUCCAGGGCCUAUUUCUUUGACGACCCUCGACGUUAUGACAGCGAUGAUGACCUGGUAUGGAGCAUCAUCCCUCAGAACAUACAGGCCAGCUAUGACUGCAGCAGCAGCAGCACAGUGUAUAUAGGAGGGGAGGAGCCUCACACAGCCCUGCCCCCAGAGGAACUCAACUCUUAUUGAAGACUUCCUAUUGGCCCUGAACCUUAUUGGAGAGCUCUGAUUGGUCCGGAACUCUUACAAGAGCUCCUAUUGGUCCAGAGCUCUUUUUGAAGACUUCCUAUUGGCCCGGUCUCUUUUUUUUUGCACACGCCUACACUGAUGACCUCACACCUGAGGGCCUCGGAUCGAGACACAAGUAGGUGAAUAUCACCCUGGACUUUAUUCAUUCUAUUUUCUACCAACUAUUUUGAUAAAUAAAGUCUUAAGUUAAAAAAAAAAGUGAAACAUAUUUUCUCAAGAGCAGUAAGUAUUGAGAUGGUCUUAGGGGGCUUAACUUAACUUAACUUGCACUAAAAAGUAUGAAUAUAUAAAAAGCUAAGAGCUGAUUUGCAGUGUACAGUAUCUGAAUAUGUUUAUACGAAAGUAUUACCUGAAUCCACUAUUUUAAAAACAUCUUUACUGUAUAGACGCCAACAUGAUGUAUACAAUAAUUCAUAUAGAAAACAUCUUUACUGUAUUGAAGCCAACAUGUCGUAUAGAAUCAUUCAUAUACCGGUAUUUCCUAAUCUUGUAUGUAAUAUCUAUCCAUUUAUAUUCUCAAUGUCUCCUUUUCAUAUGUUUUUAACACAAGAAGCUAAAAUGGUUCUUAGAGGCAUUUUUUAUCUUUGCUGAGGAGGGAGGUGAUGAACCGUACAUGUUCUGUGUGUCAUGUUCUGUUUUGUCAUGUUCUUCAUGUUCAAAUACAUUUAAACUCAGUUUUUCACAA
Molecule: messenger RNA, 2005 nt
Organism: Coregonus clupeaformis (lake whitefish)
Lineage: Eukaryota; Metazoa; Chordata; Actinopteri; Salmoniformes; Salmonidae
Product: G protein-coupled receptor 137Ba
Exons: 7
Coding region: 136-1260 (374 amino acids)
Biological process (GO): regulation of autophagy; negative regulation of bone resorption; positive regulation of TORC1 signaling
Cellular component (GO): lysosomal membrane
Source: RefSeq, a predicted model, not a curated record